AUGGGAAUGAAAGCUCGCUGCCAAUGCGGAAAAAUCCAAUUCGAAACACCCACAGACAAACCACUCAAGCUCUGGAUCUGCCAUUGCACAGAAUGCCAGCACCAAAGCUCCUCUGCUUUCGGCAUCACCGCCACAUUUCAAUACUUUGAUCUCCCUGGUGAAUCAUCCAGUCUAGCAAGCAGCUAUACGCGUGUCACGAUCAAAGGCCGAGAAAUGGAGUGCCUAUUUUGCAAGAGCUGUGGUGCCCGUCUUUUCCAUCGCUUCAAAGAUGCCGUGCCGGCACAAGGAGAGCAGCCGCAUUUUUCUGCAAUCACCAAUGUUAAGGGAGGCUGCUUGGAAGACCUCAAUAAGGAAAUGCUGCGGAAUGCGGUCCAUAUCUGGUGUCAAGAGGCUAUCAUCGAUAUCCCCGAUGGCGUGGAGAAAUGGGAUCAGGCGCCACCGCAGCCGAAUCCGUUGGUUACAUGA
Penicillium salamii is the source of this 465-nucleotide messenger RNA. The record is from the annotation of a GenBank genome assembly. NCBI's taxonomy places the organism in Eukaryota, Fungi, Ascomycota, Eurotiomycetes, Eurotiales, Aspergillaceae.